Trypanosoma grayi is the source of this 387-nucleotide messenger RNA. RefSeq lists its product as hypothetical. The record is from RefSeq and is a predicted model, not a curated record. The transcript has a single exon. NCBI's taxonomy places the organism in Eukaryota, Euglenozoa, Kinetoplastea, Trypanosomatida, Trypanosomatidae. The coding region runs from base 1 to 387 and encodes 128 amino acids.
AUGGGGCAGCGUGGAGAAGCUAUGCUUUAUGGAAAAGCCAGGUCUAGUACCUUCUUGCGGUGGAAGCGGUUUGGCCCCAACGACCUUUCACCCCUCUGCGCAUACAGCGCCUAUCACGCGGGACCAGGGGCGACGCAUCACCCACCCCUGUUUGCCUCAUUGGUUGAUUCGUUUCAUGAUUCGUCCAAGAAAAAAGCGCCCCACACCUCCGCACUGAUUCGCCGAAUUCGGGGCAAGCAAGCCUGCGAGAUUCCAGAAGAGGGGAACGGCCGACGGCAGCCUCCAGCUCGCAGUUGCCCACAGGCGGGGCCACAACCCAGCGAUAAACAACAUACAACGGUAACGAAACUAACAAUAGAAGGCGGCAACGGAAAACAAAACCUCUAA